AAGUGAAAAUGCUGCAAUAGGAUUUUAUUUUUAUAGCAUAUAUUUUAUUUUUAAACUUAAAAAAAUAUAUUUUUGAGUAUUAUCGGGACAAUCUCAACUUUCCUUUUUUUUCCCCUUUCGGUUAGGGUUUCCGGAAUCUUCCAAUUGGAUCCAUCUUCAUGUCGUCCACGGAUCGGAAAAUCACGCUGAAGAGCUCGGACGGCGAGAGCUUCGAGGUGGACGAGGCGGUGGCUCUUGAAUCACAAACGAUUAAGCAUAUGAUCGAGGACGAUUGCGCCGACAACGGCAUCCCUUUGCCCAACGUCACCAGCAAGAUCCUCUCCAAAGUAAUCGAGUACUGCAAGAAACACGUGGAAGCACAUAAAUCCGACGAUCGUUCAGCCUCUGUUGACGAUGAGCUUAAGUCUUGGGACGCUGAUUUCGUCAAGGUCGAUCAAGCCACCCUCUUCGAUCUCAUCCUGGCUGCUAAUUAUUUGAACAUCAAGAGCUUGUUGGACCUGACGUGUCAAACAGUGGCGGAUAUGAUAAAGGGCAAAACACCAGAGGAGAUCCGUAAGACAUUUAAUAUCAAGAAUGAUUUUACUCCAGAGGAAGAGGAGGAGGUUCGUCGGGAGAAUCAGUGGGCCUUUGAGUGAAAGCAUCUGAAUCCAUUUGAGCAUAAGCUUUUUACUGUUUUUAUUUUUCAAUGUGCUUGAGAACAUGGGGUUGGUAUUUUCUGUCUGUUUUUACAUGCUUUAACUGUUAUGUCUCGUUGAACCGUUCUAAUGUUAAUUAAUGUUGUUCCUUAUCAA
Durio zibethinus is the source of this 791-nucleotide messenger RNA. RefSeq names its product SKP1-like protein 1B. The record is from RefSeq and is a predicted model, not a curated record. Lineage: Eukaryota; Viridiplantae; Streptophyta; Magnoliopsida; Malvales; Malvaceae. Gene Ontology annotation, biological process: ubiquitin-dependent protein catabolic process.